GUGAAAGCGCUCAGGAAUGCGAGUCGUCAACAAGCCGCCGUCAGCUGGAGCUUGAAGGUCCCCGCGGCGGUGCAGCUGUCCGGCUCCAGAGCAGUAAUCGGCGUCAUGGCGGCGACACUGAUCGUUCUGCUGCUUGUGGCUCACAUCCUGCUCUACACCGAGUUGGUGCUGGCGGACGGCGACUACUACGACGUGCUGGGAGUCACCAGGGACGCCACUAAGCGCCAGAUCCAGAGGGCGUUCCACCAGCUGGCCCUCAAGUACCACCCGGACCGGAACAAGAGCCCAGGAGCCGAGAGGAAGUUCCGACAGAUAGCUGAGGCAUAUGAAACCCUGUCGGAUGACGAGAGGCGGCAAAACUACGACAGGUUGGACCGACAGCCUUUGCCAACAAGUGACCACAACUUCAAGCAGUUCUUCCAGUCCUUCAACUUCGAUGACGUCUUCAGGGACCCGUUUGCUCAGUGGCCUGGUCACCACGCCCACCGGGAGGCCAAGGGUGGCCGGAGGAGAGGUUCACAGCAAAGAAUGUUCGGAGACAUGUAUGAUGACCUGGACAAGCUGUUCACGUCCUUUAACGCGCCACACUCCAGGACAACAUUUGCUGGUGCGGAGCGCCACUGCAGGACAGUGACGCAGCGGCGCGGGAACAUGGUGAACACCUUUGUUGACUGCUCCUGAUAGGUGAUGUCUGCCGGGACGAUAACAGGUUUUACGACGUGGAGUUGCAAACAGAAGCUAAUCGGUUUUGAAACUUAGUUCCUGAACUGAUACUGAAUUUGUGUGUGUGAAGAUUGCUGACUGUGGAUGAUGCGUGUGGCCAGGUGUGUUGAGACAUUGAGUCUCACGAACACUGUCCACUGUAAUGGCUGCCAGUGUGCAGGUUAUUUAAGCAAUACUUAAUAAGUCUAAUUACAGUUUCGGUCCAACCCUGUAACACAGACUCUCAGGUUGGCACUAAGCAGACAUUGCAUUAAGAAUGAUAUUUUUUUAUUGUGAAGGGAGUUCAUCAUCAACUGUUACCUCUUGUGGCUAAUCUCUCGACAGAUUCCAUUUUGUCUAAUUUAAGAACAAACAUCCGUCGUCGAUCACUUUAGCAAGCUAAGCAUGAAAUCGAUGCGGCCAACGUGCAAUAUUUUGCUGUUCACUUUGCCUCUUAUAAGAAUAGUGUUAAAUGUCAGCAGCUACAGCUUCACACACAGCAAUAACUGAUGUUGAUCAGACUGGGGUGACAUUCUGACGGCUUGGAGUAACACGGUGAAGUGCUCAUCUAAAACUCAAUCAUUCGAAUUAGUCAAUAUUUUAUUGUUCAUCAGACUGCAUCAUUGUUCCUUAAUGACUGGGAAAUGGAUUAUGGAACCGUGUUAUGUUGUAAUCAUAGCAACCAUAGCAAGUUCCCUGGGCGGCCAUGCUAACCGAGUACUUCAUUCACUUUAGAUGGACGUUGGGAUGAGGAUAAGUGACAUUUCGACUGAAUCCAGUUGUACAUUUACAAACCAGAAUUAUUAUAAUCCAACACUGAACCAAGUCUGACGUUAAUUUGAAAUGUCAUUUGAAAUCCCAAAUCACAACACGUAUCCGAUUCACUGAGAAUAUGUCGGAUUAACUCAAAAUGUCCAUGAGAUCCAUGAACUGAGAUGAUCUCCAUGAUCCCAGAGGAAGUCAAGAUAAUUGGAUUAGGUGUGGACCACCGUGCUAACCUGAGGAAAAAGGGUUGACAAGCAAGUCGUCAGAAAUAUGACCAGCUGAUCAUCUGACUUACUGAUCGAUGUGUGAGCUUAGCUGCUGGGUUUUCAUGUUCGCACUUUCCGUGUUGUUUGACUUGUGAAUGAAUUCAAAUAUAGAUAUAUAUGAAUAUAACUACAUCCUUUCAUCAAUAUUUAUAUCAGAUGUGCAAAGAUUACAAUUGUAAUAAAGUAUUAA
Messenger RNA from Synchiropus splendidus (mandarinfish), 1923 nucleotides. RefSeq names its product dnaJ homolog subfamily B member 9-like. Gene Ontology annotation, cellular component: endoplasmic reticulum. The transcript has 3 exons. NCBI's taxonomy places the organism in Eukaryota, Metazoa, Chordata, Actinopteri, Syngnathiformes, Callionymidae. The record is from RefSeq and is a predicted model, not a curated record. The coding region runs from base 106 to 681 and encodes 191 amino acids. Gene Ontology annotation, molecular function: protein-folding chaperone binding; misfolded protein binding.